AUGUCAGGAAAGGAUCGGCUUCCCAUUUUCCCAUCGCGAGGGGCGCUGAUGGUGGUGAAGAAUCGCCUGGCGAGUGCCCAACGAGGUCAUGAUCUGCUGAAGCAGAAGUCAGAAGUUCUGGAAAUGCGCUUCCGCCAAAUCCUCAGCAACAUCUUCGCGAUGAAGUCACUCAUGGGGGAAGUGAUGAAGGAAGCCGCUUUCUCGAUGACCGAAGCCAAAUUCGCCACGGGAGAUUUCGGCCAAAUUGUCCUGGAAAAUGCCACUCAGGCGCAGAUGAAGAUCCUCACGCGGCGGGAAGAUGUCGCUGGUGUGUCUUUGCCGGUGUUUGAAGUGAUUCAAGAUGGUGCGGACGUGUAUGAAUUGAUUGGAUUGUCGCGUGGCGGCGAGAAGAUCAGCAAGUUGAAGCAGAAUUACCAGAAUGCAGUGAAAUUGCUGGUGGAUUUGGCCACACAGCAGACGGCUUUUCUCAAACUCGACGACAUCGUCAAGACCACGAACAGACGCGUGAAUGCAAUUGAAUACUUUGUCAUUCCGCGCAUUGAACGCACGCUGACUUACAUCAUUUCUGAGCUGGACGAGAUGGAGCGCGAAGAUUUCUACAGACUGAAGAAGAUCCGAGACAAGAAGAUGGCGAAGGCACAAAUUGACCUGCUUGUCGGGGAAAAUCUUGGCGAUUCUUCUGAGGAAAUGUAAAAUCUUUUGGAUAUUCCAGUAUAAAUUUAAAAAAAAAU
Molecule: messenger RNA, 731 nt
Organism: Phlebotomus argentipes
Lineage: Eukaryota; Metazoa; Arthropoda; Insecta; Diptera; Psychodidae
Product: V-type proton ATPase subunit D-like
Exons: 1
Coding region: 1-693 (230 amino acids)
Cellular component (GO): proton-transporting V-type ATPase complex
Molecular function (GO): proton-transporting ATPase activity, rotational mechanism
Source: RefSeq, a predicted model, not a curated record